This is a messenger RNA of Penicillium waksmanii, 681 nucleotides long. RefSeq lists its product as uncharacterized. Lineage: Eukaryota; Fungi; Ascomycota; Eurotiomycetes; Eurotiales; Aspergillaceae. The coding region runs from base 1 to 681 and encodes 226 amino acids. The transcript has 2 exons. The record is from RefSeq and is a predicted model, not a curated record.
AUGCGGGCCACCGAUCUCAUCUCGUCUCUGGUCAUAAUAUUCACAUUCAUCAGCUCAAGCACAGCAAUCUGGACUUUUGCCCUUCCAAACAGCCUCCGUCAACGGCCCCUAAUUCUCCAAAACCAAGACAAACACCAGCAGCACCAGCCCAUCAUGGACCGACUCAUCCCCGGAAUUCUAAACCCCAAGCCAGCGCCCAAUAACGGCGGCGAAGCGGACGAGCCUAUAAUAUCCGAUGUCCUUCCCAAAACAAAAGGCAUAAACAUCUUCGCCCAACUGACCCGAGACUUCGACUCGAUCUCGCAGCGCCUAAACGACGCAUCCAAGAACCUGACCGUCCUCGCCCCGCGCAACAGCGCAGUCCAGGCCCUACCCCGGAAGCCGUGGGAGGACCCGGAGGACUAUGCCAAGUUUGGCGAGGUGAAUGCGUACGAGGGGCAAGAUGGGAAAGACCGGGCGAGGGAUAAUUUGCGCCGUUUUGUAGAGGCGCAUCUUAUUCCUGUUAGUCCUUGGGUUGAAGGGGAGGAGGUCGAGACGCUUGGUGGGGUUAAGUUGAAGUGGGUUAAGGAGGGUGACAAGAUUAAGAUUCAACCGGGUGAUAUUGAAGUAGAUAAUGUUGCGGAGAAAGUUGCCAAUGGUGAGGUUUGGGUUCUCAAUAAGGUGAUCAAUUACAGCCGCUGA